AUGUCUGAUUCUCAGUCGCCAGGUGCGGUUGCACCUUCAAAUGAGAAGCCGGAGACUGGAUAUGUUGCUGGAGAUGAUACGUUUACCCAGUUCCGCAAUAUCUACCGGAUCUUGACGGGGAAGAUGACCUCCGAGGGCAUCGAGCAAUUCCGCGUUGCGCGAGACUUGCGAAAUGAGUCUGCGGAUUGCAAGCGCUGCGAGGACCAACGUGAUUACCUGCUUCAGUACAGCCCCGUCAUCCGUUACCUCAGCGAUAACAUCCGCCAGCUUGGAGGCGAUCUCCACAGCCAUAACAUCUACUGUCGUCGUUGCACGAGUCGAAAGGCUGGUGGGUUCGACCCUGAGUAUGGAAUCCUUCUUUGCGCCAAUGAGAUGAAAGAUCAGGGCCAUUUGGAGGACACCAUGGCUCACGAGAUGGUCCACGCUUACGACCACUUGCGAUUCAAGGUCAACUGGACAGAUAACCUUCGGCAUGCUGCUUGUUCAGAGAUUCGAGCUAGCUCCCUGAGCGGUGAAUGCAGAUGGGCGCGAGAGUUCUUCCGCCGAGGCCAAUGGAAGUUCACCCAGCAACAUCAGGAGUGUGUACGGAGGAGAGCAAUCCUCUCUGUGAGGGCACGACCGACCUGCCGAGACGAGGCUCAUGCAGAGCAGGUGGUGAACGAAGUGUGGAGCAGCUGUUUCCGAGACACGAGGCCCUUUGAUGAAAUUUACCGAUGA
Messenger RNA from Penicillium daleae, 717 nucleotides. RefSeq names its product mitochondrial inner membrane protease ATP23. Gene Ontology annotation, biological process: mitochondrial protein processing; mitochondrial proton-transporting ATP synthase complex assembly. Lineage: Eukaryota; Fungi; Ascomycota; Eurotiomycetes; Eurotiales; Aspergillaceae. The record is from RefSeq and is a predicted model, not a curated record. Gene Ontology annotation, cellular component: extrinsic component of mitochondrial inner membrane. The transcript has 3 exons. Gene Ontology annotation, molecular function: metalloendopeptidase activity. The coding region runs from base 1 to 717 and encodes 238 amino acids.